Corylus avellana is the source of this 2749-nucleotide messenger RNA. Its product is annotated as putative cyclic nucleotide-gated ion channel 14. Gene Ontology annotation, biological process: transmembrane transport; monoatomic ion transport. Lineage: Eukaryota; Viridiplantae; Streptophyta; Magnoliopsida; Fagales; Betulaceae. The record is from RefSeq and is a predicted model, not a curated record. Gene Ontology annotation, molecular function: monoatomic ion channel activity. Gene Ontology annotation, cellular component: membrane.
CUCGUACACAUUUAUUCAUGCGUCCACGUCUUCUCUCUCAAAAUCCAAUGCUUUUCUUAAUGGAUUAUACGCAAUAAAAUAACAGUAUCUGACUGUCUGAGCUGUGUUUCCAUGCUUUUACUGUUGGUUUUCUUUGUGGGCUUUCAUGAAAGUCAACCUUUGAUCCACAUACAAAUUUCGGCCUCUGUUUCCGAAGAUUCAAUUGAGAUCUGUUUGUUCGAAGAAGAAAUGGGAUACUCAGAACAUGUUGUUCCAGUAAAACUCAGGUCUUCGUAAGCUUUCCGUUUUAGUUUACGUAUGUGACCAAACAGGCUACAAGCAUGGAGUUUAAGAAAGUGAGGUUUUACAAUGAUGAAAAACAAAAUCCGAAAUUUCCCUGGGAGAGAAACGACACCCAGAAACACGUAGAAAAGCCUUUGCCGGCAUACAAGGUAGCCGCGCCUUUGUUGAAACCAGAAGGCGGUGGUAUUGGUGAUGGAAAACAGAGUACUAGUAAAACUUCCAAGUUUGGGAGAUUGAAGGCUUUCCCAGAGAAUCAUAAGCUAUGGCAGAAGGGAAUUCUUGAUCCUGGAAGUGACAUUUUCCUUCAGUGGAACAGGAUUUUCAUGUUCUUUUGCUUGGUCGCACUCUUUGUUGAUCCACUUUUUUUCUACCUUCCGGAGGUGUUAAACAUCAGUGAUGGUUCCUCGUGUAUGACAACUGAUUUGAAUCUGGGAAUCGUGAUAACAUGUUUUCGGACAAUUGCCGAUAUGUUUUAUAUGUUGAAUAUGGUCAUAAAGUUCCGUACAGCUUAUGUGUCGCCAAGUUCAAGAGUUUUUGGGAGGGGUGAGCUUGUCAUGGAUCCGAAGAUGAUUACAAGGAGGUAUUUAAGAUCAGAAUUCUUCAUAGAUCUCAUGGCUGCACUGCCCCUUCCUCAGAUGGUGAUAUGGUUUAUUCUCCCAGCAAUUAAACGCUCACAGGCUGAUCAUACUGACAAUGCCCUUGUACUGAUAGUUCUCCUCCAAUAUUUUCCCCGACUAUAUCUCAUUUUCCCACUAAGUUCUCAGAUUAUCAAAGCCACUGGUGUAGUCACACAAACAGCUUGGGCUGGGGCUGCAUAUAAUCUCCUACUAUACAUGUUAGCUAGUCAUGUCUUAGGGGCCUCAUGGUAUCUGUUGUCCAUUGAACGACAUGCGACAUGCUUGAGAUCGGAAUGCAGAAAUGAAACUAGCCCUGUAAAAUGUGUCCUUACUUACUUGGGUUGUGAUACUGUGAACAAAAGCGAUCGUGUGGAAUGGGCAAACACUACUAUUGUGUUUAAUAACUGCAAUCCAGAUAACACUAUCAGCUUCAAUUAUGGCAUAUUUCAAAAUGCAGUGACAAAUAAUGUUGUCUCCUCUGAAUUUAUAGAGAAGUAUCUCUAUUGUCUAUGGUUUGGUUUACAGAACUUGAGUAGCUACGGCCAGAAUUUAACCACAAGCACGUUUAUUGGGGAAACUUCUUUUGCCAUCCUCAUUUCUAUAUUGGGUCUAGUUUUGUUUGCCCAUUUGAUUGGAAACAUGCAGACCUAUCUGCAAUCUCUCACUGUGAGACUAGAGGAGUGGAGGCUCAAGCGACGAGACACUGAGGAGUGGAUGAAACAUCGCCAACUUCCUCAAGAUCUUCGAGAACGUGUCCGACGAUUUGUUCAGUACAAGUGGCUUGCAACUCGAGGUGUUGCCGAAGAGUCAAUCUUAAGAGCUUUACCUACAGAUCUCCGUAGAGAUAUCCAACGCCACCUAUGCUUGGACCUUCUUCUACGUGUACCCUUUUUCUCACAGAUGGACAGUCAGCUACUUGAUGCCAUUUGUGAGCGGUUGGUGUCAUCCUUAAGCACUCAGGGCACCUACAUUGUUCGUGAAGGAGACCCCGUGACAGAAAUGCUUUUUAUCAUCCGAGGGAGGUUAGAGAGCUCAACUACAAAUGGAGGCCGGACAGGUUUCUUCAAUUCAAUUACUUUGAGCCCUGGUGAUUUUUGUGGGGAAGAGCUGCUUGCAUGGGCCUUGCUUCCAAAAUCUUCUCUUAACUUGCCUUCAUCUACAAGAACAGUUAAGGCCCUUGUUGAAGUGGAAGCCUUUGCACUGCGAGCAGAAGAUCUCAAAUUUGUUGCCAAUCAGUUUAGACGUCUCCAUAGUAAAAAGCUACAGCACACUUUCCGCUUUUACUCUUACCAUUGGAGGACAUGGGCUGCCUGCUUCAUUCAGGUUGCUUGGCGUCGAUACAAGAAGAGGACUCUGGCAAAGAACCUUGGCAUGAGAGAGUCAUUCUCAUAUAGUGUUGAUGGGCAUGUAGCUGAUGAAACUGAACAAGAUGAGGAGGAGCAUCCUGCUGCAUCUUCAUACGCGGCCUCGCAAGCAAAACAGAACUUGGGUGUCACAAUGCUGGCUUCAAGGUUUGCUGCAAACACAAGGAGAGGAGCUCAGAAAGUCAAGGAUGUUCAAUUGCCUAAAUUGCAGAAGCCUGAAGAACCAGACUUCUCAAUGGAGCCAGAAGAUGAAUAGUUCUUCAACUCUUCCAAAAUUACAUCAUAUGUCAUUUCCAAUGGUGAAAAAGGAUACCAAAAAUUCAAAAACAUCAUUAGCUGUUUCAAAAAUGUAUGAUACCAUUAGCCUGUACUUAUGUUCAGCAUGUCUUGUUGAAAGUAGGAUCUUCCCUUAGUUUAGCUCAAUUUACAGCCAAAGGCAUCUAUUUGUGGUGUAAAACUUGCAUUGAGUUGUUGGCUGAAUAUUGA